AUGGACGCCGCCGCCACCGCCACCGCCACCGCCGCCGGUGAAUCUAGCACACCAGCAAUCCCCAUCCUCAGACGACGGAACUCCACCGGGUCACCAACUGUAGAUAUAAAACCCUACCACUCUUCUUCCACCUCUUCCAUCGCCACCACCUCCACCACCUCCUCCUCCUCAUCUUCUUCUUCUUCUUCAGUGGAUUUUGAGCUGGUCGCGAUCAAACCCACUUGUUAUACUUCCCUCCGGGAUAUACUUCCAUCGCCGACAUCCUUCGUCCAGUCCCCUAAAGCUGCAUGCUCCGCCGUCCAUUCGGGUUAUGAAAUCUCGAUAAAGAAUCACCUUGUGAAACAGGCAGCAUGGGCUUACCUUCAACCCAUGUCCACCUUUCCUGAAGCCGACGGAACCACCGUUCUCCACCGCUUCUGGAUUCAGUUCUCCACUGCUGUCCUCAGUCUCAUAACCGCAGCCUUCGAUUGCCUCCUCCAAGCCGGAACCACCGCCUCCAAAUUAUAA
Molecule: messenger RNA, 507 nt
Organism: Lactuca saligna
Lineage: Eukaryota; Viridiplantae; Streptophyta; Magnoliopsida; Asterales; Asteraceae
Source: the annotation of a GenBank genome assembly